Messenger RNA from Verruconis gallopava, 237 nucleotides. RefSeq lists its product as uncharacterized. The transcript has a single exon. NCBI's taxonomy places the organism in Eukaryota, Fungi, Ascomycota, Dothideomycetes, Venturiales, Sympoventuriaceae. The coding region runs from base 1 to 237 and encodes 78 amino acids. The record is from RefSeq and is a predicted model, not a curated record.
AUGAUAAGCCUUAGUUAUACGUUGUUCCUUUGCUCUAGGAAGCUCAUCCCUUCCGAAGUGGUUCACAUUGGUGAAGCUAGUCGGUACUGGGAAAGUAUUCCUAACAAAAAGCUCGAGCCCCAAGAUGCUGGCGUCGACGAUGAUGACAACGACGAGGAUGACAACGACGAGGAGAAUGAGGACAAGGAGGAAGAGUUUGAGGAAUCUCCACCGGGCUGUGCUAAGCCGGUUACCUGA